UUAUGACUGUUGGUAGACCUGCUUGUCAUUGAUACUGUCAUGUGUAAGAAAUUUUAGCUUCCUCCUUCCUCUUUCUUUUCAAAGUCAACAAGACGUGUGCUUGUUCUCGUUGAGCUAAGGCCUAGUUGGCAACUUGCACGAAAUAUAACAAAUAAAUCAUGUCUACCAGCGCUGAACUUGCCUGCGUUUACUCAGCCCUCAUCUUGGCCGAUGAUGAUAUCGCCGUAACUGGUGAGAAAAUCCAGACCAUCUUGAAAGCUGCCAAUGUAGAGGUAGAACCUUACUGGCCAGGUCUUUUCGCCAAGGCUCUUGAGGGAAUCAACAUCAAAGAUCUAAUCACCAACAUUGGAUCUGGAGUAGGUGGAGGUGCUUCAGCAGGUGGUGCCUCAGCAGCUGCGCCCGCCGCUGCCGCUGCAGCAGCCCCUGCCAAGGAAGAAAAGAAGGAGUCUGAACCUGAAGAGUCUGAUGACGAUAUGGGUCUUGGACUCUUCGACUAGAAAAGUACAAGUUUUUUAAGUAAAUGACUUAAGGAAAUAAAGUUAUUUUUUAUUUUUA
Diabrotica balteata is the source of this 555-nucleotide messenger RNA. Lineage: Eukaryota; Metazoa; Arthropoda; Insecta; Coleoptera; Chrysomelidae. The record is from the annotation of a GenBank genome assembly.